GAAGCCCUCAAACUAACAGUUUGAAGAAAGGUUUGGCGACGGUGGUGCUUAUGGAGAGAGACGGCUGGGGCUUGGAGUAGCACCACUGAAGUGCACCAGUCGUUCCUUUCAAUUUCCGAAUUAUUUCCCGUGGCUCUGGUGAAUAACAAUUAUAGCAUGCAAUGACUUUGCACUCGUGGAUACAUCAUCCGCUUUAGAUUAUUUGCUUGGUUUAUUAUUUUUUUCGUUUUAGGUGAAUGGCGAGGAUACUUGAGGUACAAUCGAGAGUGAGUGGUUUUGACAAUAUGUGUUGCUGCAAUAUGGUAUGCAACCUAAAGGUUUAUGGAAUAUAGCCAGAUUUCCCACAAUCUGUAUGCGUUCUCAUUCAGCCCGGUAAAAAAUAAAUUAUUUCUGCUCGGCAUCAUGUUUUUACUCUGGGUAUAUAUGCUCUACUCCUGCGUGGGCUACUGCGCCCCCAUGCCAAGUUUGGUCGUGGACAAUAACCGGGGAAAGGAGACUGGGACGGUGUCCGUGGUCGGUAAAAGGACCGAGAAUAACGGUAGAGCGGACCUCAUGUCCAGACUACUCCCUAUCCCACCCUGGGUGGAUAUAGAAUCCGAUUACGACGAACCAUCCGUCCGGACCUCCUCCAGAGACCUGCUCAAUAAAGAGAUAGACGCGUACAGAGGAGUUGAGGACUGGGGUGAGAUGAGGGGUGAGGGGCAGAGAGCUCCUGAACCCGGUGCGAUGUCAAGUUUCUCCAACGACUUGGGGAGCAAGAAACUGCCGCAGGCGAUCAUCAUCGGGGUAAAGAAAGGAGGGACGCGCGCGCUGCUCGAGUUCCUCCGCGUGCAUCCAGACAUCAGAGCUGUGGGAGCCGAGCCGCACUUCUUCGACCGUAACUACGAGAACGGACUGGAGUGGUACAGGGAGCUGAUGCCCAAGACCCUGGAGGGCCAGAUCACCAUGGAGAAGACCCCCAGCUACUUUGUGACCAGAGAAGCCGCGGCCCGGAUCUCCGCCAUGUCCCGGGACACCAAGCUGAUCGUGGUGGUGAGGGACCCCAUUACCAGGGCUAUCUCUGACUACACACAGACACUGUCCAAGAACCCAGACAUUCCCACAUUCGAGAGCCUGGCCUUCAAAAACAGGACUACGGGGCUCAUCGACACAUCCUGGAGCGCCAUCCAGAUCGGCAUCUAUGCCAAGCACCUGGACAACUGGCUACAGUACUUCCCCAUGGGCCAGAUUCUGUUCGUGAGCGGGGAGCGUCUGAUCAGCGACCCGGCCGGAGAGCUGGGCAGGGUGCAGGACUUCCUGGGACUCAAGAGGAUCAUCACAGACAAACACUUCUACUUCAACCAGACCAAGGGCUUCCCCUGCCUCAAGAAGGCUGAGGGCAGCAGCAAGCCCCACUGCCUGGGCAAAACCAAAGGGCGGACCCACCCCAACAUCCACCCAGAGGUGGUGCAGAGGCUACGGGACUUCUACAGGCCUUUCAACAUGAAGUUCUACCAGAUGACGGGACAUAACUUUGGUUGGGAUUGAUGGAUGUGAAUUUGGGAGAACACAUUGUUUAUUUUAUUUUCUGUAAUUCAAUGAAUGGCAAAUAAGACAUGGGAGAUGUUGCUAUAUAUAUAUAUAUAUAUAUAUAUA
This is a messenger RNA of Oncorhynchus kisutch (coho salmon), 1635 nucleotides long. RefSeq names its product heparan sulfate glucosamine 3-O-sulfotransferase 3B1. Gene Ontology annotation, molecular function: [heparan sulfate]-glucosamine 3-sulfotransferase activity. Bases 322 to 1527 code for a protein of 401 amino acids. The record is from RefSeq and is a predicted model, not a curated record. The transcript has 2 exons. NCBI's taxonomy places the organism in Eukaryota, Metazoa, Chordata, Actinopteri, Salmoniformes, Salmonidae.